Messenger RNA from Nothobranchius furzeri (turquoise killifish), 486 nucleotides. It is a transcript of the gene lsm5, whose product is annotated as LSM5 homolog, U6 small nuclear RNA and mRNA degradation associated. Lineage: Eukaryota; Metazoa; Chordata; Actinopteri; Cyprinodontiformes; Nothobranchiidae. Gene Ontology annotation, biological process: mRNA splicing, via spliceosome. Gene Ontology annotation, molecular function: RNA binding. Gene Ontology annotation, cellular component: Lsm1-7-Pat1 complex; U4/U6 x U5 tri-snRNP complex; U6 snRNP. The record is from RefSeq and is a predicted model, not a curated record.
UGCCUGAAUUCGAUUUGCUCUUGAUUCGAUUGGUUGUGACUGCUGCAGUCACACGAAGAAAGUCAUGGCGGCUACUCAAGCGACAAACCCGUCACAAUUGCUCCCUCUGGAGCUUGUGGACAAAUGUAUCGGCUCUCGAAUUCACAUCGUCAUGAAAACCGACAAAGAAAUCGUCGGCACCCUGCUGGGGUUCGAUGACUUUGUCAACAUGGUGCUGGAGGAUGUGACAGAAUUCGAGAUCACACCAGAAGGACGGAGAAUAACCAAACUGGAUCAGAUCCUCCUCAAUGGAAACAACAUCACCAUGCUCAUUCCUGGAGGAGAAGGACCAGAAGUGUAAAUCCUGUUUUGUGUCUUUUGUUUAUUCUCUCCAGGUUUUUGGAGCAUAUUUUUGUAACAUUCUUUGUUCAGUUUUUAGUAAAAGAAGCAGGUCUCACGUGGGAAUUAAGAUGUCUUUGUUGCAAAUAAAUCUCAGUUUGAAAAACA